Messenger RNA from Ectocarpus sp. CCAP 1310/34, 2028 nucleotides. Lineage: Eukaryota; Phaeophyceae; Ectocarpales; Ectocarpaceae. The record is from the annotation of a GenBank genome assembly.
UCCGCCUCACGGGACUGUCUUAUUUUUCUUCUCGAAUGCUGGCACCACCUGUGCAUUCGAGACACCAUCGCAGCCCUCGACCCGGAAGGGCACCAGUUUAUGUUCGUGGUACAGCACUCACCUCACAGGCAGCAGCCAUGGCUUUGGUUUGGGAUGCCGAGCAAGGCGUCAAGGCAGCAAGCUGGGUGGGGUUUUACAUCUUUUUGUACGCUCUGAUGGCGGCGUCAUGCGAGGUUGGGGUCCCUGAAAACUGCACAAGGGCCACGGAUGCCAUGGACGUGUUGACAGAGCUGCCCUUUCUUUUCGUUUUCGCUGCAUUUAUGUGCGGCAUUCUCAACGGAACCAGGUACCAUGCCCUGUCGAAGAAGAUGUAUUUUCCUGUGUUGGUGAUAGCGAGCGGUCUCGCCACCUCCGCCCUCAUGAACAACGACGGGUUCGAGGGCCUGCAUGACCCCGGAGGAGACCUGUCUCCCGCGGAAGCAGCACUGUCCAUCAUCCUCCUGAUCUUGGUCGCGUUGGUGUUCGCCUACCAUUACUUCCUCGCCUGGAAGUUCUUGCCCGGGGGGUGGCUGGGGUGGGGGAUGGUCUCAGGGCAGGUUGCGGAGCCUCCUCCACCUUCUCGAGCAGAAAACCGAUACCUGCAGUACAUGGCGUCGAUCACCGUGAUUAUGUUGUACAUCGUUCUCUUCUCGGCGUUCGCUUACAGCAGGGGGGACGAGUGGGACUACCACUACGUCCUCCUGGCGUGGCUCAUGUCCCUGAUCGCCGCGUUCGACGACUACAUCAGCGUGGCGUGGCUGGGGAUAACGACCGGCGUGUUUCUGCAAGGGGUCGGGGCGUACUCUUUUCGGGUGUUGAUGCAAGGCAACCACGACUAGAGAGAAGACAGGCGCGCCUAACACGGGCGCCGUAUGGUGUUUACUUUGGGCUGGCAACAACUUCUGCGCGCAAGUUUCUGCACUGUGCACCCCUAAAUGAACUGCACUGGCUGAUGAAAUCACGCCAGUCCUAGAUGGUUUGAGUGUGUUCGGGUUGUGCGCUUCAAUUUGGUGUUGCGGUCUGAACGGUAGCCUCCUCCAGGCUGGUCAUGUUUCCGUUUUGGAGCGAGGAUAUCGUCAUCUUCUUUUCGUCUGCAAGACAAACUUGUUUUUCGUGGCCGGUUGAACGUACCAGGCCAGGUGUUUCAUGUUGCUCAUGGAUUUUCCUCGUUGAUCACAGCAGGGAAUGGCACUGCCUCGUUGCGAGCAAGAUCGUCGGAUCACAGUGUGGGAGAUGUUAUAGAGGGGGAAAUAAUGUGAAACCGUUGGUUCUUGGUGGGUCUUGUUUUUUCUGAAUGUUGAUUUUUGCCGCUCUUUGCGGCACACCAUAAUCCGUGAGCAUUUUGUGUGUACGCUUCUCUGUUGGGAGGCCCGAAAGAGGCUGUCUGUUGAUGUAGUAUCUUGCGGCGUUUUCUAUGAACUGGCAGCUCAUGGUGUCUGAUCAUUCCUCUUGAGGUGUGUUGUUGCUGAGAUCGCAUCAGUUUGGUGGUUGCAAGUUGCAAGUGUUUGAAUUAUCUAUGUUGAUACGGAUUCUCAUGACAGUUUCUUCGCAUUGGGUGUUUGUUUGCUGGGUGUACAUGUAAGCUGUAUGUUUGUGAAGUGAUUGUACGAGAUUGCAAAAUGUUGGUGUCUGGUGUACUACGUUGGUGGUGCUUUCCACUCCUUUUUAUUUGCUGGCUUUGUAUUUCUACCAUCGCGCCUUUGACAGAAUCGAUGCUGAUGAAAGCAUUGACUGUCUGGCGGAUCACAUGCAUGAGUGACAAAGUGGUCUUUUCAACUCUUGUUUUUGAACCCAAGGAGGGCACCUACACGGGUAGGUGUGACAGCAUGUCGCCGCUUUGUUGGCGCUGCCAUAUGUUCCGUGCGAGAUGAAAGCGUACCGUGUGAGAAGAGACGUCCAUGUGCAGGAGUUGAGACCUCGUACCCAGAUGUUGCACGUUCUGGCUUGGCUCCUUUUAAGAACCGCUUCAAACUUAUCUCGCGAAAUGUG